Messenger RNA from Theobroma umbraticum, 1489 nucleotides. Its product is annotated as protein VAPYRIN-LIKE-like. Gene Ontology annotation, molecular function: protein binding. Lineage: Eukaryota; Viridiplantae; Streptophyta; Magnoliopsida; Malvales; Malvaceae. The record is from RefSeq and is a predicted model, not a curated record.
AUGGAAAAUUUGUUGGAAAUUUCAGAGCCCGAAGUUCGUAUAAACUUCGUACUCAACAGCAAAUGCCGCUGCAACCUGGUUCUAAGGUCCCUUUGCCCUGCUUUUCCGGUUGCUUUCAAGGUCCAAACUUCUGCUCCUCACAAAUUUUUGGUCAAUCCGCCGAGUGGACUCGUUCCCCCAUUAUCUCAUGUUGCUCUGCAAAUCGUUCUUAAACCUCAAGACCAGAUCCCACCCACUUUUCCUCGCUCUCAUUCCGACCGUUUCCUCAUCAGGACCGCCCUGUUCGACCUUGACUCCGGCAUGACAGCUCACUCCGAUUCGGUCAACUCGUGGCUUUCUGCUCGGGCAACUCACGAUAUCAAGCUCAAGGUCGCCUUCGUGGGGCCCUUUCUUCUCCAUCAUGCUGUUAGUUGUGGAGAUUUUGAGGUUGUGAAGAACAUGAUCAAGAGACAGAAGUCGGUUUUGUAUGAUUUAUCGACAAGAGAAGCUGAGUCACUCCUCCGAGUCGCGACGCAGUUGGCUAACUCGGAGGACAUGGUGAAUUUGCUGCUCGAGGCCGGUUUAAGGACAGCCUCACGUGAGGAAGAAGAAGAUGGCAAUGAUGCGGGUUUUUAUCAGCUGGAUCCACGGUGGGAAUCAAAAGGAUGGACUGAGCUACACGUGGCAGUCGUAUUUGAUCAAACGGAAGAACUCGUGGAGUUGUUAAGAAAGGGGAGACGCGAGCCGUUGGAUUGGAGAGACAAGGAAGGGAGAACACCGUUGCAUUUGGCGGCGAGCAAGGGGAAUAUCGAGUGUGCUAAGAUAUUGGUUGAAUCGGGCGUGGAUAAGAAUGCAAAGAGCAAGGAUGGGAGGACUGCACUGUUUAGGGCUGCAGCCAAUGGGAGCCGUCGGAUGGUAGAAAUGUUGAUCGAGAUGGACGCGGACCCCACGAUUCCUGAUGAUCGUGGCCGUUCAGCUUUUGAUAUCGCUCGUGAUAAGGGACACGAAGAAAUGGUGGAGAUCAUGGAACGUGGAGAGGAAGUGCUGAUGGUGGCAAGACGUGGAGACGCGAGGCGGCUACAAUCACUCUUGCAAAAUGGAGCCGCCACGAAUUUUCAGGACCAAUAUGGACUCACCGCCCUGCAUGCGGCGGCCAUAAAAGGUCACCGGGACGUGGUUUCCGUGCUCAUAGAAUCGGGGUCGGACUUGGAACGUGGGGACAACGAAGGCCACACGGCGUUGCAUCUGGCGGUGGAGGGUGGCCACUUGGAAACAGUGGAGGCGUUGAUUGAGAAAGGAGCUAAUGCUAAGGCCAAGAACACAAGAGGGGUCUCUCCUCUCUACAUGGCUAAAACUAUGGGUUAUGAUGUUAUCUCUCAGGUCCUUAUGCAAAGGGGAAAUUGCUCUUCUCUGCCUUCGGCCUCCUCAUCUUCUUCCUCCCUUCCAUCCAUGUUAUGACAUUCAUAUUUUACAAAUUUUUAUUCAGUGUAUUUAAUUUACAAUUGAAGCU